Messenger RNA from Parnassius mnemosyne (clouded apollo), 873 nucleotides. NCBI's taxonomy places the organism in Eukaryota, Metazoa, Arthropoda, Insecta, Lepidoptera, Papilionidae. The record is from the annotation of a GenBank genome assembly.
AUGGCUCAGCCACCUGCGGUGCCGGAAGCGGACCACCAGGACGACGACGACGGCAUCCCGGAAGGGACCGGGGUACACCUGAGAGUGGCGGUACGUAUUCUCAAGGCCAGGAAUACCGCCCCAGGACCCGAUGGCUUGCCUGGCAAAGCCUGGGUCCUGGCCUUGGAGGCUCUCGAGCCCCGACUGGAGGGGCUCCUAAGCGCAUGCUUGGAGAGAGGCCAAUUCCCGCUUCGUUGGAAGACGGGGAAGCUGGUCCUCAUUCGGAAGCCGGGGCGCCCUGCGGACUCUCCGUCUGCAUACCGGCCCGUGGUGCUGCUCAGCGAGGUGGGCAAGCUCUUUGAAAGAGUCAUUGCAAACCGCCUCGCCGAGCACCUUGCGGGGACGGGGCCGGAUCUUGCGGAACACCAGUUUGGUUUCCGCAAGAGGCGUUCUACGGUGGACGCCACCAUGCGCGUGAGAGCCCUCACGACGGGGGAUGCAGUGGCCAGGGGGGGGGUUGUUUUGGCGGUGUCUCUCGACAUCGCCAACGCCUUCAACUCCAUGCCCUGGAGCUGCAUUAGGGAGGCACUCCGGUAUCACCGGGUGCCGACCUACCUCCGUCGUAUAGUCGGGGACUAUCUGACGGAUAGGGCCGUCAUCUACCCCGGUCGCAACGGUGAGUGGAACCGGCGAGAGAUGUCGUGCGGUGUCCCACAGGGUUCGGUUCUGGGGCCGCCCCUGUGGAACAUCGGUUACAACUGGGUGCUGCGCGCCGACCUCCCUACCGGCGUCAGCGUAGUUUGCUACGCUGACGACACGCUGGUACUGGCACAGGGGGGGGUCGUACGAGGCGGCGGCGGAAACUAUGACACGCGGGGUUGCGAUAAUCGUUGA